AUGAAACAACAAAUAAAAGAAAAGCGUAAAUAACCAAUUCGUACUUGUCUUCAUCAACCUUUUGAAUACAAUUUCAGAACAUUAGAUUAAUAUGCAUCUUAAGAUUUAGUCAAGAGCAUUCAAUAAAUUAUAAAUGAUUAAGAAUUAUCAUAAUAUGUAUCAACAAAAGUUGGAAUAAGAAGUGCAAUAAGAAAAUUAAGAGCAAAUUAAUCUAAUUUUUUGGCUUUGAUAUUAAUAUAUGAUUAAUCGUAAAAUAAUAUUAUUAUUAUUUCAAGAAUAACAGAUAUUUUACUAUAAGCUUCAACUGUAUUUUGGAAAUACAAUUAGUAAAUAAUAUUAGCUAAAGAGGAAACAAGGUAUAUUAUAUUUAUUAAUAUUAUAAGGGCACAUUUAUAAAAGGUUAUGAAGAUAUAAAGAAUAAAUUGUGUUUAUAUGUUUACAAAAAAAGAUGUAGAAUUACCAGAGGAUAUAAAAUAAAAAAUAUAAAAAAUAACAGAAUAAAUGAAUGUUUUUAGAAAAGAGAGUGUUUGUGAAAUACCUAUAAUACUUGGGGAUGGUAUUUAUUAAAUUAAUUUAAGAAUUGAAAUAUUAGACUGUUAAAUUAAAGGUACCUUUAGAAUAAGAAAAUUAAAGAAAAAGUUUUUAGAAUUAUAAAGCUAAUUUAAAUAAUUAAGAAUAGAAUUUAAAUGUAAAUAAAUAAUAAAAGAAUAAAGGUGAAAAAUGUAAUAAUAAUUAAUAAAAGAAUUAAUAAAAAUAGGAUAAUAAAAUAAACAAUAUUAUUAAUAACGCACCAUUAGAUUAAUGA
This is a messenger RNA of Paramecium pentaurelia, 805 nucleotides long. Lineage: Eukaryota; Ciliophora; Oligohymenophorea; Peniculida; Parameciidae. The record is from the annotation of a GenBank genome assembly.